This is a messenger RNA of Blepharisma stoltei, 637 nucleotides long. The record is from the annotation of a GenBank genome assembly. NCBI's taxonomy places the organism in Eukaryota, Ciliophora, Heterotrichea, Heterotrichida, Blepharismidae.
AUGUCGCAAAGCUUAGCUCAAUUAAGAGCUAUUUACAUUAAAAGUUAUCAUGAAAAACAAAAACCUAAAAAAAGUAAGCAUGUUAAAAGUUUAUCCCAAGUCCCAAAAGAGUAUUUAGAAAAAUUAAAUAAAGUAAAACAAGAAAUCCACAAUUCAACAAACUUUAAACCCGCCAGAAACUUGCCACAAAAGCUCUCAAUUAAAUACGAUGAUGGCUUCUUAAAACUUGAAAAUUUAGGAGCUAAAAGCACAUUAGCCCGCAAUGGACUUUUAGCUUUACAACAAAGAAUUAUUGAAUUAGAAUCAGCAGAUAUAAUAAGAACUCUAACACUCCUCCGUGAGUGAACAAAACCAUUAGAAAAAUCCCUAUUUUUUGCCCAAAAACCCACCCUCUGUGAGUUGAAUUUCGAAAAAAAAAUUUAUUAAAAAUUUAUAUAUACAUUUUAAAAAAAAAAAAUUAACCCCCCUCCAUGAGUGAACAAAGUUUUUUUUGUUCACUUACGGAGGGGGAGUAAGAAAUAUAGAAAUUGAUGACAAAAAUUGAAGAGUUGGAGAAGAAGGAAGAAUAGAUAAAUUGUAUAAGAAUUAUGAUUUAUCGCCAGUUAUUGCGAGACAAGCUAAAAAUGUAUUUUUAUAA